AUAGUAAAAGAUAAAAAAUCUAAACAACUUUGUUUUUCAGAUGCGGAAAUAAGUACUCCCGAUCCGCAUGUGUUCUCGCCUAAAUAUGAUUAUAUGUAUUCUCCCGUAAUUCCGGAAGAGGGAAGCGAUGAAAAAAGAAGAAGAGCAGGAAGACGAAAAAGAGGGAGAGGAAAAGGAGGAACAUGUGGAAGAACGAGAAACCGAAAUAGAAAAGGAAAUUAGAGAAAUAUCUCCUGGAAAUUUUCUCAGCCCUAUUCUUCAUGUGAGAGGGAGACGGCGGCGUCAAAAGGCGAGUUACCUCAGCGAAAAAUAUCAUACGCGAACAUCGAAGAGCCGCAGCGUGGAGGAGGCCGAAUACUUGGACUCCUCAGGGGAAUUCAGAAGAGGAAGAGGAGCAAGAAACAACUGAA
Pogonomyrmex barbatus (red harvester ant) is the source of this 410-nucleotide messenger RNA. RefSeq lists its product as uncharacterized. The record is from RefSeq and is a predicted model, not a curated record. NCBI's taxonomy places the organism in Eukaryota, Metazoa, Arthropoda, Insecta, Hymenoptera, Formicidae.